AUGCACUGCAUCAUCCACCAAGAGUCCCUGUGCGCUAAGUCUGCCAACCUCGUUGGUGUCAUGUCUGUCGUGGUGAAGGUCGUCAACUCCAUCCUCUCCCGCAGCCUUAACCAUCGUCAGUUCCAGGCACUGAUGGAUGAGGUGAAUGUGCACUACAACGACCUGCUCUACUUCUGUGAGGUACGCUGGCUGAGUCGAGGGGCCAUGCUGUCUCGGGUGUGCGACCUUCAGCAGGAGAUUGCCACCUUUCUACGUCAGAAGAACCUUCCCCACGCUGAUCAGUUCUCUGAUCCACGGUGGCUAGCUCGCCUGGCCCUGCUCACGGACAUCACGGCGCACCUGAACACCCUCAACGUGAAGCUGCAAGGCAAAGACAUUCUCGUGACAGACAUGUACGCGCACAUCACUGCCUUCGAGGUUAAACCACGCUUGUGGGAGGCUGAAUUGGCUUCUGGUCAGUUUGUGCAUUUUCCUCGCCUUGCUGCAUGUGCCCCUGACGAUGUGGACCUGGGCACUUGCGAGUCAGGGUGCUGGCUGCAGACUUCGAGCUUUUCACUGCUCCCUUUGACUUCCCCCGUGGAAGACGCCCCUGCCUCCCUGCAGAUGGAAUUGGUGGAGCUGCAGUGCAACGAUGAAAUGAAGGCGAAAUUCUGCAUCUCUUCUCCGUUGUCCUUCUUCCGCGACAUCGUUCUCCCUUCUAACAAUUUUCAAAAAUACAUUGCGCAUGUCCAACACAUUGUGGCCAUGUUCGGCAGCACCUACUGCUGUGAACAGCUCUUCUCAAAAAUGAGGUACACGAAGUCUCACCUUCGCUCCCAACUCUCGGACCGCCACCUCAAUGACAUUCUUCUGUUGUCUACCUCAACCAUCAAGCCAGACAUGGAAAUGCUUCUUCAUGGCAAACAGCACCAGCAGUCUCAUUGA
This is a messenger RNA of Portunus trituberculatus (swimming crab), 924 nucleotides long. RefSeq names its product general transcription factor II-I repeat domain-containing protein 2-like. NCBI's taxonomy places the organism in Eukaryota, Metazoa, Arthropoda, Malacostraca, Decapoda, Portunidae. The record is from RefSeq and is a predicted model, not a curated record. The transcript is spliced from 2 exons. The coding region runs from base 1 to 924 and encodes 307 amino acids.